UCUUCACCUAUAGACUUACUUUGUAGUGUUUGGCUAGAUGGAAGUUGACUUGUCAAAAAUAACUCUUCGACCAUUCAAGCUAGAAGACGCCGAUGAUUUCCUCUUAUUUGCAGGCGACGAUCAAGUCACCAAUUACCUUCGAUGGCAAACACUGAGCUCAAAGCAAGAAGCUCUGGAUCACAUCAAGGAUGUUUGUAUUCCUCAUCCAUGGCGUCGAUCCAUAUGCAUCGACAACUGUUCGAUCGGAUUCAUUUCGAUCUUUCCGUUCUCCGGGGAAGAACACAGGUUCAAGGCUAAUAUUGGAUACGGUGUUGCAGUCAAGUAUUGGGGACAUGGGAUUGCAACGAAAGCAUUGAAAAUGGCAGUGCCUCAGUUCUUUGCUGACUUCCCAGAUGUAGUAAGGCUUGAAGCAUUUAUUGAUGCACAAAAUUUGGGUUCCCAAAGGGUUGUUGAAAAGACUGGGUUUCAAAAGGAAGGGCUGUUAAGGAAAUAUGCAUAUAUGAAGGGCAAUUUAAGAGAUAUGUUUAUAUAUAGUUUCUUAUCAACUGAUCUUCCUGCUAACCCAUAAGAGCUUUCACUAGAUGAAAAUAGACCUCGUGCAUUUUCUUUUGUUUUAUUACCAGUAUGGUUUGCUUCUUGAUUUGAAAUUUGAAAAUAUGUUAUAGUCUCCGUAUAUAUAUUUAGAA
Messenger RNA from Gossypium raimondii (Peruvian cotton), 686 nucleotides. RefSeq lists its product as uncharacterized. The record is from RefSeq and is a predicted model, not a curated record. The transcript has a single exon. Gene Ontology annotation, molecular function: acyltransferase activity, transferring groups other than amino-acyl groups. The coding region runs from base 38 to 568 and encodes 176 amino acids. Lineage: Eukaryota; Viridiplantae; Streptophyta; Magnoliopsida; Malvales; Malvaceae.